Messenger RNA from Cucurbita moschata (crookneck pumpkin), 527 nucleotides. RefSeq names its product thioredoxin-like protein YLS8. NCBI's taxonomy places the organism in Eukaryota, Viridiplantae, Streptophyta, Magnoliopsida, Cucurbitales, Cucurbitaceae. The coding region runs from base 31 to 330 and encodes 99 amino acids. The record is from RefSeq and is a predicted model, not a curated record. Gene Ontology annotation, cellular component: spliceosomal complex; U5 snRNP; U4/U6 x U5 tri-snRNP complex. The transcript is spliced from 2 exons. Gene Ontology annotation, biological process: mRNA splicing, via spliceosome.
UAUUAUCUGAUUGGUAUGUUUUUAAUAUAGAUGGAUGAGGUGUUGGCCUCAGUUGCUGAGACGAUCAAGAACUUUGCAGUAAUAUACCUUGUGGAUAUCACUGAGGUUCCUGAUUUCAACACAAUGUACGAGCUGUAUGAUCCUUCCACUGUCAUGUUCUUCUUUAGGAACAAGCACAUAAUGAUUGAUCUUGGUACUGGUAACAACAAUAAGAUAAACUGGGCCCUGCAAGAGUUCAUCAAUAUCAUUGAAACAGUCUAUCGUGGAGCAAGGAAAGGACGUGGUUUAGUCAUUGCACCUAAGGACUAUUCAACCAAAUAUCGCUACUAAGACGUCUCGAAAAUGUGUACUCUAUGACAUUAUUCGCUCUGUGAAAAGGAUAUGGUUUAUUUUGGAUAUCAUUGUGUGCCAUGACUUCUCAAAACAUUUGAUCACUGUUGGACCUCUGAUGAGGGAAUAUAACUGUUUAUGGUAAACAAGUCUUUUGAUCAGGUAUGUUUUGGUUGAAUAAGUUGUUUUCCGAUCUA